Molecule: messenger RNA, 1352 nt
Organism: Fukomys damarensis (Damara mole-rat)
Lineage: Eukaryota; Metazoa; Chordata; Mammalia; Rodentia; Bathyergidae
Product: 17-beta-hydroxysteroid dehydrogenase type 6
Exons: 5
Coding region: 382-1335 (317 amino acids)
Molecular function (GO): oxidoreductase activity
Source: RefSeq, a predicted model, not a curated record
UAAAGAAGAGAUGAAACAUUAUUCCCUGAUGUAUCUGUGCAGAUGUUUCCAGAGGACCUUGGUGCAUGUUGGUGGACUGAAUGGGGAAGAACUGCCUUUCAGUGGGCAGGCACUGUCCAAUCAGUAGGGGACCAGAUAGAGCACAAAGGGUGGAGGUGAGGUGGUUUCUUCAUGUUGCCAACAUGUUCUUCCCUUUGGACAUCAGGACAACAGGAACUUUGUAUUCCAGGACUUGCAUCUAUGGCCUUUGCUCUUAGAGGGAUGACAAUUACAUAACUGGCUUGAUUGGGCCACAUGGCUGGCAUCGCGGCAUCUCCAGUUUGCAGUCUGCCUGUUGUGGGACUUCUCAGCUGCAAUAAUUGAGAAGGACACACACUCACCAUGUGGCUCUACCUGUUAGCCCUUGUGGGCCUGUACCACCUUGUGCGCUGGUACCGAGAGAGGCAGGUGGUGAGCAACCUCCAAGACAAGUAUGUGUUCAUCACGGGCUGUGACUCGGGCUUCGGGAACCUGCUGGCCAGACAGCUGGACAUGCGAGGCUUGAGGGUGCUGGCCGCGUGUCUGACGGAGAAGGGGGCCGAGCAGCUGAGGAAGCAGACGUCGGCACGGCUGGAGACGGUGAUCCUGGACGUCACCCAGACAGAGAGCAUCGCUGCAGCAACCGAAUGGGUGAAGGAGCGUGUGGGGGACAGAGGACUCUGGGGCCUGGUCAACAAUGCAGGUGUUACCAGCCCAACAGCCCUCACUGAGUGGCAGAAGAAGGAGGACUUAAUGUAUGUCCUCCAGGUGAACCUCAUUGGUUUGAUCGAGGUGACCCAGAGCAUGCUUCCGUUGGUGAGAAGAGCAUGGGGGAGGAUCGUCAAUGUCUCCAGCGUUAUGGGAAGAGUUGCUCUCAUUUCUGGGGACUACUGUUGUUCCAAGUAUGGAGUUGAAGCAUUUUCAGAUACACUGAGGCGUGAAAUAAAAAGUUUUGGAGUGAAAGUCAGCAUAGUUGAACCUGGUUUCUUCAGAACAGGAGUAACAGAGCCGCAGCCGUUCUUAGAGAAAAUGAAGCAAGCCUGGGAUGAAGCGCCCAUGCAUAUUAAGAAAUCCUAUGGACAGCAUUAUUUUGAUGCUUUUUACAACUUCAUAAAGCAAAUGAUGCCGAAUUGUAACACAGACCUGUUCCUGGUAUCUGACUGCAUGGAACAUGCUCUGACCUCUGUGCACCCACGAACUCGAUAUUCAGGUGGCUGGGAUGCAAAAAUUUUCUAUAUUCCUCUAUCUUACUUACCCACAUCACUGGCAGACUACAUAUUGACUAGAUCCUGGCCCAAACCAGUGCAGGUAGCCUAAAGACAACUGGUUUUGGG